This is a messenger RNA of Pseudogymnoascus verrucosus, 483 nucleotides long. RefSeq lists its product as uncharacterized. The coding region runs from base 1 to 483 and encodes 160 amino acids. Lineage: Eukaryota; Fungi; Ascomycota; Leotiomycetes; Thelebolales; Thelebolaceae. The transcript has a single exon. The record is from RefSeq and is a predicted model, not a curated record.
AUGGUUAGGAUUAUUGCAGGAUCAUUUCACCACAUGGUCAUGGCACUACUUCUUGAUCGCCGAGGAGACGAUGUGAUGAUUACAGAAGAGGUGGUCAGGGAAGCAGCAAGGAAUUCCGAGAGUGGCACGGAGGUGAUGAAACUGCUUCUCGACCGCCGAGGAGACGAUGUGACUAUUACAGAAGAGGUAGUAAAGACAGCUGCAGGGAAUGCUGGGAGUGGCAAGGAGGUGAUGGAACUGCUUCUCGAUCGCCGAGGAGAUGAAGUGAUGAUUACGGAGGAGGUAAUUAAAACAGCAGCGGGGAAUUCUGGAUGUGGCAGUUGGGUGAUAGAACUGCUUCUUGACCGCCGAGGAGACGACGUGACGAUUACAAACGAGUUGUCAACGCAGCAGCACGGGAUGAGGAAUGCUCAAUGCGACAUAUCCACAGGUAAUGUCAUCAUAAACCAAAAAGAUGGCAACCCUCGUGGUAUGCCUUCUUAA